GUUUUACCUGGUGAGGUAGAGAAAAAAAAAUGAAACCUAACACGUCAGCCCUUAUGUCAACACAAGUCCUUAACAAGUAGUCUGGCGUUAGUGCUUUCAGCAGAUUAGUCGUAUAGUUUCUCGGGUCAGGGUUAGUUACAGGUUAGAUGUACAAUAUAUUUCUGUUUUCAUUUUAAACACGCAGGUGAUAAGUUGUGGAGUCGAGGAACUGAAGAACGCACACUGUCAGAGGAGAAACAUGUCUGCUGCAAGAAAGGACCUCCAGGAGGCCUUGUGCUGCUACACCGCAGACACCCUCAUCGACAUCGACACAGUAAAAGAAUUCUGUGAGCAGAGUUCUAAAUGGAUACUAAAGAGGGAGAAAGAGGUGGAUAUGAUGAUUGACAUCAAAACCAGGGCUGAUAAAAUUGACCUCUGCAUCGGCCAUGUUACCCAGUCACAGACCAGAGGUAAAGCCUUUCUGGAAUAUAUGAAGAGCAAGGUAACCCAGGGUACUGCAGACAGGAGGCGAGCAGAGCUGGAGGAGGAGCUGGCUGCUCUGCUGAAGUCCACUCUGGAAGGCCUGGGGGAGCUCGACUGCUUCUUGGAUGCGGUGGAGAAUCUGGCGGUCACCUCACUUCCUUUGUUCAUGGAAGAGAACCAGGUGUUACAUCUGCCUGAAGGGAUCAGCCCUGUAACGGUUCAGGUUGUCAUCAUUGCUGCACGGAAAAUCUGCCCUCACCUCCUCGAGUUUAAAAGAGAUGCAGACGCCUUCUUCCGCCCCAAACUUCAGAAUGUUGAAGUGCUGGCAUAUCAGCUGGACAAAUACAUAAGGACCACCGAGAACAUCUGUGAGAAGUUAGAGAAAAGCUCCUUCUGUGACUUUUGCCUGAAGAUGAACGACGAUACUCUGGUAGACCUCGCUGUGGAUUUGUCUGAAGAUGACACACAAAGGAUGCUUCAUCACAUUAAUCAGCUCGAGGAACUCAGGAUGAACCAGAGCUUCCGGAUGGUGUUCUUGUUUCAGGAGGACGAACCCUGCUCUGAUUUCAUCAAUAAGUUUAAAGAGCGACAGCCGAGGAUGGAACAGUCUCUCAAGGACCUGGAGGAGCAUGCUGUUCAGUUAGACAGGAUGAAUAAGGGAGCAAAGAUCUCAAGUGUGGCAGGCAGCUCAGUGGGGGCAGUAGGAGGUGUGCUCUCCAUCGUUGGUUUGGCUUUAAUUCCUGUAACAGCUGGAGUGUCUUUGGCUCUGACAUUGACCGGGGUAGGCAUGGGAAUUACAAGCGGAGUCAACAGCGCUGUCACCACCGCCACAGAGAUUGGAGUAAACCAUACAUAUCAAAAGAAAGCCAGAGAAGUACUCGAGAGCUUCAUGGAGGAUGUGCAGUGUCUCCAGGAUUGUCUGGAGGAGGUCACCAAAAGAGAAAAAAUCCACAUAGAUGUUGUUCUCGGGGUCGGCAAGGUGCUAGCUAAAGUAGGUGUUACUGGAAAAGGUAUUGACUCAUUAGUUGAUGCAGCCUCUGCUUUCAAGCUGUUAAAAAGUGAACAGCUGGCUGUGAGUGCUGGUAAAGUGGCAGUGCAGGAAGGGAAAGCUUUACGCAGCGUUCCCAGGGUGGCGUCAGAUAUCCCAGAUAUCGGUCAGGCAGCAGUCAAAGGGCCUCUUGCCCUCUCCAAGUCAGCCAGGGCCGGUCUCAUUGGGCUCAAUGUUCUGUUCCUCGGCAUGGAUAUCUUCUUCAUCUGUAAAGAUAGCAUGAGUCUGGCCAAAGGAAGCGAGACUGAGGUCUCACAGUUUAUCAGAGCCAGAGCAGCACUUUGGAGAUCAGAGGUGGAUUCAAUGCAGACGAUCCAUGACCUCCUCUGCGAAGGUUUGAAGAUUUCGGAAGAAAACAAAGCUAUCCUGAGACACCAAUUUUUCCAGAGAGGAAGUAAAUGAAGUACAUUCUAUAAGCUGUAUGAUCUGCAUUAUUUGUAAGUAUAAUUCUAACUGCCUUUUUUAUUGCACAAAUUAAUCAAUACAGUUUUAAACAGUUAAAUGUUGUUUCUGUUCACUUCAAUGUUGGAUAGAUUUUGGAUGUUUUUAAAUGAUAGCAUGAUCUUAAAUAAUUUUCUCCAAGAUGCUCAACCACACCAUUUAUAUUUUAUAUGUUCAAUUUCUCCUAAUGACAAUACCUGCACCUGCAUUUUGCAAUAAUGUUGCCAAAUGAAGUUUGAAAAUAUUAGUUAAGUUUAAAUGUAAACAUAUUUCUUGUGUUUAUAUUUGGAAAUGUGUAUUGUUUUAUAUGUAUUGUUUGUACCACUAUGACACUGCAGAUAUUAUUUGUCUCUAACUUGUCUUAUUAUUUUAUUGGUACUAGAUGCGUAUUUUGUAAAUUGUGAAUUUUGUCAUUUCUAUAUUUUAUACAUACGUAUUAAUUAAUAGUAUGCUAUCUUUGGCUCUUUACUUGCUGUACAAAUGUAGUUGUGUACCCUCUGUGGGAUGAAUAAAGGUGUCUCAUCUGAUAA
Trematomus bernacchii (emerald rockcod) is the source of this 2481-nucleotide messenger RNA. RefSeq lists its product as uncharacterized. NCBI's taxonomy places the organism in Eukaryota, Metazoa, Chordata, Actinopteri, Perciformes, Nototheniidae. Gene Ontology annotation, biological process: lipoprotein metabolic process; lipid transport. The record is from RefSeq and is a predicted model, not a curated record. The coding region runs from base 239 to 1912 and encodes 557 amino acids. The transcript is spliced from 4 exons. Gene Ontology annotation, molecular function: lipid binding. Gene Ontology annotation, cellular component: extracellular region; membrane.